Molecule: messenger RNA, 1875 nt
Organism: Arachis ipaensis
Lineage: Eukaryota; Viridiplantae; Streptophyta; Magnoliopsida; Fabales; Fabaceae
Product: poly(ADP-ribose) glycohydrolase 1
Biological process (GO): regulation of DNA repair; nucleotide-sugar metabolic process; ATP generation from poly-ADP-D-ribose
Cellular component (GO): nucleus; cytoplasm
Molecular function (GO): poly(ADP-ribose) glycohydrolase activity
Source: RefSeq, a predicted model, not a curated record
UGUUGGGCACACAUGGUUGCGGUUGAUUUGAAGAGUAUUCGCUCCUUGUUAGUGAAACGGCGUAACAAGAAAAAGAGAAAAAUGGAGAAGAGGGAAGACCUGAGAUCGAUUCUGCCGUACCUACCGGUGGUGAUGCGUUCUUCCACACUGUUUUGGCCGUCGCAAGUGGUUGAAGCGCUCAAAGAACUCGCCAGAGGACCUCUUCACAGCCACGUUGACUCAGGCCACAUCCUCUUCACCGCCAUUGAAGACAUCAGAAACUCUCUUUCUCUCUCUUCCAACUCCUUGGCUCCUUCCACUUCUCUUGGAUACUCCCUCUUCUUCGACGAGCUGAUGACUAGGGAGGAAUCAAGGAAGUGGUUUGAGGAGGUUGUUCCAGCAUUGGGGAGCUUGCUUUUGAGGUUGCCAUCUUUGUUGGAAGCACACUAUGAAAAUGCUGAUAAGGUUUUAAAUGUGGGAGCUAUGAUUGGAACCGGUCUUCGCAUGUUGGAUUCACAGGAAGCAGGGAUUGUGAUCCUUUCCCGGGAGUUGAUUGCUGCUCUUCUUGGGUGUUCGCUUUUUUGCCUAUUCCCGGACCAUGACAGAUACAUGAAACAGCUUCAAAUAAUCAAUUUCGAUCAAUUGUUUGCGAGUCUAUAUGAAGAUUACAGUCAAAAGCAGGAAAGUAAGAUUCGAUGCAUCAUUCACUAUUUUCAAAGGAUAAGUUCUGAUAUGCCUAAGGGUGUUGUCUCUUUUGAGCGAAAAGUACUACCCUUUGAAGGUGAUGCUGAUCUAAUUUCUUACCCAAAUUCUAACUUUUGGAGCACUUCGGCUAUACCUCUUUGCAAAUUCGAGGUUCACACUUCAGGACUCAUAGAAGAUCAGUCAGGUGAAGCUGUUGAAGUGGAUUUUGCAAAUAAAUAUGUUGGUGGUGGUGCUCUUGGAAGGGGAUGUGUACAGGAAGAAAUUCGCUUCAUGGUCAGUCCAGAAUUGAUUGCUGGCAUGCUUUUCUUGACAGCCAUGGAGGAAAACGAGGCUAUAGAUAUUGUUGGCGUUGAAAGGUUCUCUAAUUAUACAGGGUAUGCAUCAUCAUUUCGAUUUUCCGGUGAUUAUGUGGAUGAAAGGGACGUAGACAAUCUUGGAAGACGUAAAACCAGGAUUGUUGCAAUUGAUGCAUUAUGUAGCCCAGGGAUGCGACAAUAUAGGGAAAAGUUUGUAUUACGAGAGCUCAAUAAGGCAUUCUGUGGUUUUCUAUACCAAUUUAAAUAUCAGAAGUAUCAGAAAAUAUUACAAGAGAAUGGAUGGUCAUCUGAACAGUUUGACGCUUCAACGCUAACAUAUAUGGAAACAAGUGAAGGAGAAAUUUCAAAUCAUGAAUUCGAAAAAUUUCAAAAUAACUACCAACAGAUGGAGCAGGGCAAUAAUAUUGGGGUUGCAACCGGAAACUGGGGAUGUGGUGCAUUUGGAGGAGAUCCUGAACUAAAGGCUAUAAUUCAGUGGCUUGCUGCUUCACAGGCCCUAAGACCUUUCAUAGCAUACUACACAUUUGGCUUGGAGGCGUUGCAGAACCUAGACGAGGUGGCUAGUUGGAUUUUGUCACAGAGAUGGACGGUUGGGGACCUGUGGAACAUGCUGAUUGAGUACUCGACAAAGAGAUCAAAAGGCGAAACUACUGUUGGCUUCCUCCGAUGGCUUCUACCAUCAUUGUAUGGUCAUGGUACUAGGUCCUUUGAUGGAGAUGGGUGUUUGGUGACCUGAAGGUUCUUGGAUGGAUGAGUUUAGCUAUGUCUAUAUUUCUAGAAAAUGUUGUAUUGUUUAUAAGAACUAAUGGAUUCAUUUAUUGUAUGUAAUAAUAACAAAUGUGAGGUUAUAGUAAGUAUUUGGUUUCCUAACCAA